Molecule: messenger RNA, 3171 nt
Organism: Magnolia sinica
Lineage: Eukaryota; Viridiplantae; Streptophyta; Magnoliopsida; Magnoliales; Magnoliaceae
Product: glutamate receptor 2.1-like
Exons: 7
Coding region: 1-3171 (1056 amino acids)
Cellular component (GO): plasma membrane
Molecular function (GO): glutamate-gated receptor activity
Source: RefSeq, a predicted model, not a curated record
AUGCGGUUGGCAGUGUAUGUCAUGCUUUGGAUUAGACUGGUUAUUUCACAGGCUAUCAGUGUUGUAAGCAAGUACCUCAGCAAACAAUAUUGGGUAGCAGUGAAAUGGAUGACGGCACCUAACGCACAAACACCAGUAGGUAUCAGAGGUGCUGAAGCUCCAACUCAUGUUAAUGCUCUACAAAGUCCAGACAAUACAGAUGGGAAUGCUGCUCCAGAAGACAAGAUUAGCGAUGUUCACCUGUUCUCCAAAUGGGGAUUUUCUCAGAAGAAUGGCGUUGGGCUGGCUGAAUUCAAAGCUGGAGUUGUUCUUGAUUUCGAGACGUUGGUCGGGAAGAUGGGCCUUAGCUGCAUCCGAAUGGGACUUGAAGAUUUCUAUGCGGCACACACAGAUUACACCACAAGGCUCAGUCUCCAUAUUAGAGAUUCAAAGAACGAUGUUGUCGUUGCAGCGUCUGCAGCUCUGGACUUGUUAAAAAACGUAGAAGUGCAGGCCAUCAUAGGCCCACAAAAAUCAGCAGCAGCAGACUUUGUGGCCAAAGUCGGAGUGAAAACGCAAGUGCCCAUCAUUUCUUUCUCUGCAACAAGCCCUUCCCUCUCUUCCUCCCGAGCUCCUUAUUUUAUCCGAACAGCACAGAAUGACUCUUCCCAAGUGAAGGCAAUCACAGCCAUUGUUCAAGCUUUUGCAUGGAGGGAGGUCGUUCUCAUCUAUGAAGACACUGAUUAUGGAACUGGAGUUAUUCCUUAUCUCACCGACGCAUUCCAGGAUAUCAAUACUCAAGUCCCAUUUAGAAGCGUCAUUCCGCUCCAAGCAACUGAUGAUCAGAUACUCAGGGAGCUCUACAAGUUGAUGACCAGGCAAACAAGAGUAUUCGUUGUGCACAUCUCAUCUUCUCUUGCGGUCCGCUUCUUCCCAAAGGUGAAAGAGGCAGGGAUGAUGAGUACAGAUUACGUGUGGAUUAUAACAGACGGGCUAACGGACCUCUUGGAUUUGAUGGGUUCGUCAGUCAUCGAUUCGAUGCAAGGGGUCUUGGGCCUGAAACCAUAUGUAGCAAAGUCAAAAGAUCUUGAUGAUUUCACAGUUAGAUGGAAGAGAAAGUUCCGCCAGGAGAAUCCUGAUGCAGAAAGAGUUGAGCCAAGUAUUUUUGGUUUAUGGGCAUAUGAUACAGUUUGGGCACUGGCAAUGGCGGCAGAGAGAGUCGGGACUGCGAAUUCCCACUUCCAGAAACCAAAAACCAUUGAAAAUUCAACAGAAUUGGAGACUCUGGGUGUCUCCCAGGUGGGUCCAAAACUUCUUGAUGCCAUCUUAAAAACAGAAUUCCAUGGCUUGAGCAGCGAGUUUCGCCUCAUCAAUGGGGAAUUGCAGCCACUGGCCUUCCAAAUAGUUAAUGUGAUGGGGAAAGGGGCAAGAGAGAUCGGAUUUUGGACACCGACUUAUGGAAUUUCACGGAAUUUGAACUUGAACACAGAUCCGGAGAAAACGUACUCUGCUUCCAAGGAUGAUCUUGCACCUGUAUUUUGGCCAGGAGAAUCAACGUCUGUGCCAAAGGGAUGGAUGAUACCUACAGGUGAGAAGAAGAUGAGAAUUGGUGUUCCAGUGAAAUAUGGGUUCCGUGAGUUUGUGAAGGUCGAACAAGAUUCUCGCACGAAUGCAUCAAUUGUCACUGGAUUUAGCAUAGAUGUGUUCAAAGCAGUAAUAGAGACUUUACCAUACGCCGUCCCUUACGAACUCAUUCCAUUCAAAGGCCCAGACGAGCACAUGGCUGGGAGUUACAAUGAUCUGGUUUACCAGGUUCAUCUCCAGAAAUAUGAUGCAGUGGCAGGAGAUAUAACAAUCACAGCCAACCGUUCUUCAUACGUGGAUUUUACACUGCCUUACACAGAGUCAGGGGUAUCCAUGGUAGCACCAAUGAGAGAGGACAGGAAAAAUGCUUGGAUUUUCUUAAAACCCCUCACUAGGGACCUUUGGCUGGUGAGUUGGGCCUUCUUUAUCUUCACAGGCUUUGUGGUGUGGGUGCUAGAACACAGCAUAAACAGCGAGUUUAGAGGCCCGGCUUCUGAACAACUUGGCAUGACCAUGUGGUUCUCAUUCUCAACGCUCGUCUUUGCAAACAAGGAGAGGGUGGUUAGCAACCUGUCUAGAUUUGUGUUGAUAAUAUGGUUUUUCGUGGUGUUGGUCCUGACAUCAAGUUACACUGCAAGCUUGACAUCUAUGCUAACCGUUGAAAGGCUCCAACCGACAGUCACCGAUGUUGCAGAACUUAUCAAGAAUGGGGACUAUGUGGGGUAUCAACGGACCUCAUUCGUGUUUGGGCUACUCAAGGAGAUGAAGUUCGAUGAGUCCAAGCUUAGGGCCUACGGCACUCCAGAAGAGUUUGAUGAGGCCUUAAUUAAUGGAAGUAAGAAUGGUGGUGUUAGUGCUAUUUUCCAUGAGGUCCCAUACAUCAAGCUCUUCCUCUCAAAGUACUGCGGUAAAUACUCAAUGGUUGGACCCAUUCAUCCUACAGCAGGGUUUGGUUUUGUCUUUCCUAAAGGGUCACCUUUGGUCCCAGACGUUUCAAGGGCGAUCUUAAAUGUAACUCAAGGCGACAGAAUGGUGACGAUCCAGAAAGCAUGGUUUGGGGAUCAGACCACUUGUGUAAACCAAGGCCCCACUGUAACAUCACAAAGACUUGCCCUUGAUAGCUUCUCAGGCCUCUUUCUCAUCACCGGCUUCGCUUCAAUUUCUGCCCUUACCAUAUUCUUAGCUUUCUUCCUCUUCAAAAACAGGGGCAUUUUUACCAACGCACAAUAUGAUUCCAUUUGGGAAAGAUUCAUCGCUAUAGUCAAGCGUUUUGACCAAAUGGAUGACUCUGCUGAUCGCUCAAGGAUGAUCGAAUCCAUUAUCACGCUUUUGGACCUAGGAUUGUUUACCACUUGUUGUUGUAGGAUGAUGGCACCUAAUGGACAAACACUAGUGCGUAUCGAAGGCGUUGAAGCUCCAACUCAUGUUAAUGCUGCGCAAAGUCCGAUGAGCAUUCCAUACGAUACAGAUGGAAAUAAUGCUCCCGAAGAUGAGAUUAGCUAUGUUCAUUCAGAUGCGUCACCAUCUGGAGAGGGAACUAUACAACUUAGAAAUAUGAAUCCAAAUACAGCACUAUCUACACAGAUAGUGGAUGAAAAUCAACGCUAG